AUGUUUUCGCUUAUUAAGUCAGUUUUUUCUAAUUUUCAAGAUGAAAAAGAUUUAAAAAUACUAAUUAUUGGUGAAUGUGAUUCAGGUAAGACAAGCUUAUUUAAUUUAAUUAGUAGCUACCAUAAUAAGAGUAAAUAUGAUAUCUUGAACACGGUGUUUUCAAAAAGUGAUAAUAGCAGUAACUGUGCUCUAGGUUUUAAUACAAAAAAAAUUAUUUUUAAUAGAAAAAAUUUGAAAAUAUACGAUUUAGAAGGAACAGCAACAAAUACUAUAAGCAUUUAUGACUGUUAUUAUGAGGACACAGAUGUCAUUUUUUACGUAAUUGAUGCAAAAAUUGAAAAACAUAUUUUUAAAGCAAUUAUAUAUUUAACUUGCUUAGGAAGAAAUAGAAUUAAUGAUAAAAAAAAGAAUAAAAAUGAAAAAAAAGAGGAAUUUUUAAGACCCAUUAUUAUAUUGGGGAAUAAGUCCGAAGAUAAUUCUUCUUUUUUUUCUGCACCUUGUAUAUCUAAUUAUAUUAAAUCUAUUGAUAUUUAUAAGAAUGAAAAAUUCUGGCAAUUUUUUUUAUCGAAUAAUAACACAUUUCUAAACUACUAUUUAGGUGUAUUGUAUGAAAAGGUAGUUGACUACUUAAUAAUAAAUAAAUUUUCUCUAGACAAAUUUUUAGUAUUAGGGAAAGAAAAAGACUAUAAACGAAGGGAAAAACAAGGGUUGGAUAAUUCAGAAUUGUUAAAAAAAUGUAGAAGUUUUAUAGAGGAUAUAAAAAACAAUAAUAAACAUUGUAUAACCAUAGAUGAAGUAGAAAAUAAUGAAUUACUUUGUUAUAUUUUGAAAAAUAUUGUUAACGAAAACAUAAAUUAUUAUAAAUGUAUACCAGUGGAAGUAUACAAUAUAAGCGUAUUGAAAAAUAAGGGAAUUUAUGAAGUUAUUGAAGCAGUUUUUCAAAAGCACUUUAAUAGGGAUAAUCGUACAAUUAAAGGGUAUACUUAUAACAACUUUGAUGAAAAGGACACUAAUGCAAUGAAAUUUGUAGACAGACAGAUUAGUUUUUAUGAGGAUACUAAUGGGAACUAUUAUCAUUCUGAAAAGGGUGAUUGUAAUAUAAUUGUGUCCACUGCAUAUGGAAAAGAUGUUUUAGAGGGUAAUAUUAUUGAUACGAAAUAUAAUGAUGAUAAGUAUGACGAAAAAAGUUAUGAGAAUAACAAAGGGAAUGAAACUUAUAAAAAUUGUCAUAUGAACAUGAAUAAAGGAAGAGAUAAUAGUAAUGCAUUAGUUUGUCCGUAUUUAUCAACGAAAAACGUGCCUUAUGUACAUGGUAGCAAUCAGAAUUAUCUUUUGAAUAAUAAUGAAUCACGUAAUAGUAGAACGGAGGACACGUUAUCAAACACACGAAAUAAUGCAUAUAUCAUGUAUGAAUAUAAUACUAAUCCUGUUAAUUUAUUUAUUGAACAUAUUCAACAUGUAUAUUUUGGAAAAGAUAGUUGUGAAAGUAUUCCUAAUAUAUCAAACUCCUUGAAAGAGAAAAAUGCAAAAUAUGAAAAAAAAAGUAAUAUUUUAAAAAAGACUCAACAGACAAAACAAAUAGAUUUAAUGAAUAUGGAGAACAAUGAAAGACAAAAUGGGACCCAUGUAGAGAAACCAUCGCUCAAAAGAGCUGACCAGCAGCAUCAAGAAAAAGUUGAGGUGAGGCAGGAAUAUGAGGAAGGCGCAUACAAGGAGAUGAUAAUAUACGAGCAGAAAGAAACAUUUGAGGAAAAGAAAACAUUCGAGAAUAAUGAAACAAUUGAGGAAAAAGAAACACAUGAUAGUACAUUAUUUUCAAUAGAAAAAUUUGAACCAGAGAAGAAUGAACAUAAAGAAGGGAAUAUUGUGAAAAGCAUAAAAUGUAAACAAAAUAAGGUGGGUACGCAGGAAAUAAAUGAACAUAUAGAAUAUAAAGAAGACGAGGAAAACGAAGUAGGCUUAAACAAAAGGGACAAAGAUAAAAUUUUACAUAAAGAAGCAAAUAAGAGUAUGGAAGGUACACAAAUUAUUGAAGAACAGGGGAAAAUAAACGAGGAGGAAACAUAUAUAACAAGGUCAAAUAAUAAAAAGAAAAAUGAUAUAAAAAACGAUUUGAACGAACUAUGGAGCAGGCACGAAAAUGACGUUGAAAAUAUAGAAGACGAAGAAAGGAAAGUAAAAGAGCAUUAUGAAUAUGUAGUUGAAGAGAAUGCUUAUGAAGAGGCCGAACUUGAUGGACACGCACACGGAAUGGAAACAUAUUCAAAAGAUAGCUUCCAUUAUAAUGAUGUAUCAUGUGGAGAUAAUUACAAAAAUAAUAUUAGUUACACAGAUUAUUCAUCAAAUGAGGAAAAGAUAAAAAAAGGAAAAGAUUUAUUUCAUAAAAAAAUGAACCCAAAUAAUAAUAUGGACGAUAAUGGAAAUUACAUAUAUAAAAGCAAGAUUUACAAAAAAAAAUAUUCAUUAAAAGAAAAAAAAAAAAAAAAAAAAACUUUUGUAUAA
This is a messenger RNA of Plasmodium malariae, 2502 nucleotides long. Its product is annotated as conserved Plasmodium protein, unknown function. The coding region runs from base 1 to 2502 and encodes 833 amino acids. NCBI's taxonomy places the organism in Eukaryota, Apicomplexa, Aconoidasida, Haemosporida, Plasmodiidae. Gene Ontology annotation, cellular component: Golgi apparatus. The transcript has a single exon. The record is from RefSeq and is a predicted model, not a curated record. Gene Ontology annotation, molecular function: GTPase activity; GTP binding. Gene Ontology annotation, biological process: protein localization to organelle; intracellular protein transport; Golgi to plasma membrane protein transport.